Mauremys mutica (yellowpond turtle) is the source of this 3241-nucleotide messenger RNA. Its product is annotated as serine/threonine-protein kinase D3-like. Bases 641 to 3013 code for a protein of 790 amino acids. Gene Ontology annotation, biological process: protein phosphorylation. The transcript is spliced from 17 exons. The record is from RefSeq and is a predicted model, not a curated record. NCBI's taxonomy places the organism in Eukaryota, Metazoa, Chordata, Testudines, Geoemydidae. Gene Ontology annotation, molecular function: ATP binding; protein serine/threonine kinase activity.
GCUAGUGCUUUGUAUGUAGCCUGUUGCAAAACUAGGCAAAGAUCUAAAUGAGUUGAUGUACCCCCUGGAAGACCUCAGCGUACCCCUAAGAGUAUGUACACCCCUGGUUGAGAACCACUGAGUUACAUGACAGCUGAGUGGUGACCCACCAUGUCCAGCACCCCCAUCUUACCCUGUGAAUCCCCUUCACCAGGAACCAAACUUCGGAUAAUUCAUUACCAUGCAGGUGUUGCUUUGAUGGGGGACCACCAUAAUACUAGCAGAGAGUCCUGGUUCCCCCUGUCCCAUCUAAUCCACUAUACCCCUCUCCCUUCCCACAGCUGAAGACAGAACCCAGGAGUCCUGGCUCCCCACCCCCAUGCACUAACCCACCAGGCUGCAGACUGCUCACAUCAUUAUCAGCAGACAGCUCUGUCCCUCGGGGAGCAGAGAGUUAACACUGCAUUUCCUGCAGCUCAGAGAAGCCGUGGGGCAGGCGGUGCAGGGAGACAGUGUGGGGACUGUGGGGGGGAACGAGACGGGACCCCUUUCUCUCCUGCCUCCUGCCCUGCCCCAUCCCCACGUGAGACCCUCAGGAGGUGUCCCCUGAGGUUGUGAAUCCAGCACAAGACCCAGCUUUCCCGGGCACCUGGUGCUGUCCAUGGCUCUGGAGUGCCAGCCCCUGGGCACAGUAUCUGUGCGCCUGCAGAUUGGGCUGUCCCGAGAGUCAUACAUGCUGCCCCCAGAGGAGCUGGGUUACGGGCACCUGCGGCACCUGGCAGUGGAGCUGGUGGAGAGGAAGUUCCCUGAAUACGGCUUCCUGGGGGUGUCGGAGAAGAUCAUGCUAUUCCGGCAUGACGCCGCAUCAGAGAAUGUGCUGGAGCACCUGGGGCCAGACAGUGUCGUGCGUGCUGGGGACCUGAUUGAGGUCGUGCUGUCGGCCUCGGUUUCCUUGGAUUUCACUAUCCGGCCCCAUGUGCUGCUUGUUCACUCCUACAAGGCCCCAGCCUUCUGCGACUACUGCGGGGAGAUGCUCUGGGGGCUGGUGCGCCAAGGGUUAAAGUGUCAAGGCUGCGGGCUGAACUAUCACAAGCGCUGUGCCUUCAAGAUCCCCAACAACUGCCGCGGUGUGAGGAGGAACCAGCUGGCCAGUCGCUCACUGGGCGCUACCACCAGCCCCAGGACUCCUAUCCUUGGCCAGAACGUGGGGGGCAGCCUGGAGGAGAUCAGUCACUGGAAGUGGGGCCAGCAGACGCAGGGCCCUGCACUGAUUGGCCGCCCACUCUGGAAGGACUGGAUGGAUCUGAACCGGGUCAAAGUGCCACACACCUUCCAGGUCCACUCGUACACCCGGCCCACUGUGUGCCAGCACUGCAAGCGCCUGCUCAAGGGGCUCUUCCGCCAGGGGCUACAGUGCAAAGAUGGCGAGAGCCCAGAGUGCCCAUCUAGCAAGCCAGAGCCAGUGGAAGGAGAGGCGGAUGGGGAGGGCACCAGUGGGCAUGAGCUGGCAGAGGACACAGAGCCCAGUCCUGGGGCUCUAGAGGCAGAGCUGCACACCAACCUCAGCCCCUGUUUCAGCAGCUACAUCCCCUUGAUGCGGGUGGUGCAGUCCUGCCGGCACACCAAGAGGCGGCGCAGCGCCGUCCUGCUGGAGGGAUGGAUGGUGCACUUCACCAGCAGGGACCCCAUGAGGAAGCGCCAUUACUGGGUGCUGGACAGCAAGAGCCUGAGCUUCUUCCACUGUGAGAGCGGAGGCAAGUUCUACAAGGAGCUGCCGCUGUCUGAGAUCCUCCAGAUCCGCCCCUGGGAGGGGCUGACACCCUUGGCAUCCAGCGGGAGCCCCCCCUGCUUUGAGCUGGUGACAGAGGCCCUGGUGUACUACGUGGGCGAGCAGAGCAGUGAGCGGGAGCCAGGGCAGGUCUGGGCAAGGGCGGAGGCUGGAAAGGCCUGGGCCAGGGCCAUCCGCCAGGCCCUAUGGCCCGUGAACCCCCAGCCUGAUGGCUCUGUCCAGGAGCCCAAUUCUGACUAUGAGUCCCCAGAUGACGCGGACAUCAGCCGUUCCUAUCAGAUCUUCCCUGACGAGGUGCUGGGCGCUGGGCAGUUCGGGGUGGUGUAUGGCGGAAAGCACAGGAAAUCUGGCCGGGAUGUGGCCGUGAAAGUCAUCGACAAGCUGCGCUUCCCUCCCCGGCAGGAAAAUCAGUUCCGCAAUGAGGUCUCCAUCCUGCAGAGCCUGCACUCCCCCUGCGUGGUGCACCUGGAGUGCAUGUUCGAAGGCCCCGCCCGGCUCUUUGUGGUGAUGGAGCGGCUGCAGGGCGACAUGCUGGAAAUGAUCCUGUCCAGCGAGAAUGGGCGGCUGCCCGAACCCCUUGCCAAGUUCCUCACUGCCCAGAUCCUGUCUGCCCUGCGCCACCUGCACACCCGGAACAUCGUGCACUGUGACCUCAAGCCAGAGAACGUGCUGCUGGCCUCGGAUGAGCCUUACCCCCAGGUGAAGCUCUGUGACUUUGGCUUCGCCCGGAUCAUUGAGGAGUCAUCGUUCCGGCGCUCGGUGGUGGGGACCCCGGCGUAUCUGGCGCCCGAAGUGCUACGGCAACAUGGUUACAACCGCGCCCUGGACAUGUGGGCUGUGGGCGUCAUCAUCUAUGUCAGCCUGAGUGGGACCUUCCCCUUCAACGAGGAGGAGGACGUCAAUGAUCAGAUCCAGAACGCGGCCUUCAUGUAUCCCCGGCAGACCUGGGCCAGCAUCUCCCUCGAGGCUGUCAGCCUCAUCCACCAGCUGCUGCAGGUGAAGCUGAGGAAGCGACUGAGUGUGAACAAGGCGCUGAACCACCCCUGGCUGCAGGAUUUCCAGACCUGGCUGGCCCUGCGGGAGCUGGAGACCCGUGUGGGGCAGCGCUACCUCACCCAUCCAACUGAAGACGCUCGCUGGCAGCGCCUCGCCCGUGAGCAGGGGCUGGCCUGGCCAUCAGGGCUCACCAUUCAGCCCAGCCUGGAGGAGGAAGGGGACAGCGACAAUGCAGACGAGGGGAGCUGAGCCCUCCCCCGCAGGACUCACUACUCAUGGGAAGUGGGGGGUGCGGGGACCCCUCAGCACAUUGUCCCCAUAAACUGAUUUCCCCCAAACAUGGCACCAUGUAGUCUGUGCAGGGUGCGCGCCUGUCUUGCUGGAGCCUGUUCACAUGUGGGUGGGGGGUCCACAGGCUCAGAUUCCCCUGCACAAAUGCUGCCCUAGCUCAGACCCCUCCAACAUUAAAUCCCCGAC